AUGUACAUCCCUCAUCCCCUUCUCCGCUCAGAUUUCGUGCUUGACAGUCAAACGCCGCACUGCUUGUUUGCCUUGCAGCCACCACCAUCACACUGCGUCCAACCACAAAUUCACGAGCUACCACUCCCAAGACGCCUCUCGCUCCUUUCGCAACACCAUACUAUACCUCUUUUCGAGCCUGUGCUUUGCCGUUCACGUUUAGUCAAUUCUGACAGCUCUGAAUCCGCAAAGCUUUGCAACCCUCGCCUUCUACGGCAAACCUUCAGCACGAUCUCGCAACUUUUUCCUUACCCGCGCCUCCUCCCCAUCUCAUUGGCCGCCCUCUCUCUUCCGCUCCUCCUGCCCCCUCCUGUUCCUCCCUUCUCACCGUCGUUUGACCUCGCUUCCUCAUUCACAUCCGAGAGAAACUUUCCCAUGUUUCGGGUGUCACUCUCUUCGGUACCCAUCCCAGUCCCUGUGGGUGCUCAUCAUGGGAAAGUUCCCAUACCCAUCGCUUAG
Molecule: messenger RNA, 498 nt
Organism: Ustilago hordei
Lineage: Eukaryota; Fungi; Basidiomycota; Ustilaginomycetes; Ustilaginales; Ustilaginaceae
Exons: 1
Coding region: 1-498 (165 amino acids)
Source: RefSeq, a predicted model, not a curated record